AUGAAUUUUAUAUUAAGUGCGGACCUUUACUUGGAAUUGAUAAAAGCAUUGAAUUUGGAAAAUGAAGUCAGAAAAUUACUAUACUCGAUUCCACGGCUGACAGUUCAAAAGAUUGUUGAGAGUUUAAUAUAUUCAAAUCCAUCAUAUGGUUUAAGAACUGUUUAUGAUCCAGCUUUAAACGUGUGCAAUAGUCUUGACUGCCAACAUAGAUCAGAAUUUGUUUUGAGUUUAUUGCAAAUGAUGGCAGAACACUGCAAGAUAAUCAAAACGGAUGAUAAACUACUUUUUGAAUUGCUUCAUUCUACUGCUAUCCACAUCAAAAGUCAUUUGGAUUAUAAUUCAUCUCUGAAUAAAGAUCUUGAUACUCCACAAAAUUUUGAAAAUAUUCAAAGUAAUGUCGAAGUAGAUUAUUUGUUUUCGACUUCGUUUUACCCUGACAAAAUUUCAAAAUCGCGUCAAAAACGCGCUGAUCAGAUGGUUAGCCAAAUUAUAAAUACUUCAAAGUCAUUUGAAAGUUUAAAUACAAGACCAAAACGAGCAUUUGGAGAUAAUAAAUAUCUAUAUCAAUUGUUAUGUUUAUUCGAUUGUCUUACACUUAUUGCUUGUAAAGGUGAUCGACAUUCAUCUCAAGUAAAUCCUUCAAUGAAGUAUAUCAUACGUCGAGUUAUAUUACAGUUAAAAGAAGCAGAUCUAACAAACGUAUUAAGCUCACUUAAUAAAGUAUAUUCAACCGAAAACGAAUCAAUUAAUUAUCUUCUAGAAUUAAUUAAUAUCGAACCACCUCAAAGACUUUCUAAUUUUGAGUCUCGAUCAGAAAGAAUUUCUCGACGUUUACGAGAGGAUAAAUCCGAAUACCAAAAUGCGUCAUUAAAUCCUUACGAUCUGAAUUCAAAUAAUGAAAAAAAUAGAGAAAGUAUAACUAAACAUGAAGCGGCGUUUAUCACAAUUUGUCAAUCUCUUCGACGAAAUCUUGAUUAUAACGCAUCAUUCGCUAAUAGAAUUGAAGACUCCGAUUUGACUUUUAAAUUAGGUACGCCGAAAGAAGGCCUAACGAAAAAGGAUUUGACCAAUUAUUGUCAUUGGGUGGUAAAUUCUAUCAGAUUUGGACGACUUGGAUUCGUGUCUCUUUUAAAACUAAUGGUUCAAUAUAUUGAUCUAUUUAACGAUUUAAAUAUCGAUGAAGAGAUUUUUAGUGGAUUAAUUGUUGAUUAUGGAUUCCAAAGAGAAUUAUAUCAAAGUAUCAAAAGGCUCAUUAAAAAUCACGGAGAAAACAAGAAUAAAAUUAAAACUGGUAUAAACAUAUUCCUCAAAGCGUUCUCGUUAUUACCGCGUCAUACAAGAUGUUUAUUUCGUGACUUUAUGUUAUCUGAUAGACCUUCUGAUACAGACUUUAGAUCACCUACUUUCGAUGAUUGGUUAAUAUGGCCAAUUGAAUAUGAUCAACGCCUCACUACGCUCUGUAAUCAGAUUGUUUUCACAGCAGAAAAAAAUAGCCAAAAAAGCAGUGAUGAUAAAUCACAGUUAAUAAUUAAAAACAAAGAAGACUAUAUUAGAUCAAGUGAUGUUGAUGCUCUUAUCGAGUUAUCAAUGAUUGCGCCUUAUUUUAUGCUUAACCGAUUAUUAUCAGAUUGUAUACAUAAUAAGGGUGAAGGACUGUUAAUUAUCGAUAUUUUACGUGAAAUUGGAUCUGUAUGUUGGUUCCGCCAAACUUCAAAGUCUCCUGCUCUGGUUAUUAAAGUAAUUCAAUACACACUGUCUUCCCUUGAUAAAGGAAUUUUGUGUUUUAACUUGCAAGAACGAAAAAACUUGAUUGACUUUCUUAUUCUUGCGAUGGGUAAUACCGCUAAAUCGCCCAUUGAAUUAACCCUUUUUGAUAUUGGAGAAUGGAGCGAUAAUAAACUUUUACUUGACAUCAGAGAAUAUAUUAAGUAUUGUGUGAUGCCAUAUUUGAAUAGCUCGAAUUUAGAUGGAAGAAAAGUUACCUUAUCUCUAUCACUUGAUAUUCUUAAGGUUAUUUUAUUUCCAUCCGUUUCAACGUUGCCGCCAGCAAACAUUAGUUGGUUUAUAAAGUCCAUUCCUUUUCCAUUAUUGAAGUCUAUGGCUUCUUUAUUUGACCAACGUAAAGCCAUGUCUUUCCAAAUAAUGAAUAGUAUAGAUAAUAUAUAUAUGGUACUUAAAGGAUUGAUGAAAUUAUUGGCAGGAUAUAUUUCGUCUUUCCCAAAUGAUUAUGACCAAGACAAUAUCCAUAAUUCAAAUGCCAUUUUGAUUCGCCAAUUUUAUGACGAAUCUCGGAAAUUUGAUUGGACCACGCAACUUUUUCUACGAAAUUUCUUUGAAAUAUGUGAAGAUCGGUUGGGGAUUAAGAUAGGAAAACCUAUUUUACCUGCUAUGCUCCUUUCUUUUUGUGACUUAUCUAAAGAAGAAUUUGUAAUAAUUGAUGAGGAUUAUGAAAAUGACUCAACAAAGGUGAAACAGAUGAUGACAUUUUUAGAAGGCUGUAGGGUGUCAGGUGAUUGGUGUGAUAAAUUUAUUUCGGAUCUGAACAGAUCACAAACCAUUACAAAACCUUUUUUACGUAACCUUUUCCGAACAAUUGCACCUCUCGCAUUCUGUCACAUACUUGCAAACAGUGCUGGAGAGGAAUCUUCACUUCUAUUGGAUGAUUUUUUGAAGAAAUUAUUUUUUAAUGGUUGCCUAUCUGCUGUUGAAUUGUUAACGUUUGACGAGAAUGAUAAUGAAUUAAAUGAAUUGGCUGUUGCCGGCUUGUCAUUUGAUGAACGAAUAUCCUUAUGUUGUUUAAGAUUUUCAUUUAUCAACAUCUUGACUUCAUUGCAUCAUCUUAAGGAACAAAAAACGAGCAGCAAUGAUGAACAGCAAGUUCCAUCACAAGAUAUUAUUAACGAUUUUCGUAUUAUUCAAAAUGUUAUCAAAGUAGCCAAAGAAUCAUUUAUGAUGCCUAAUUCUACACUGAAUUACCUGAUUGUGUUAUUUUAUACUAUUGCUCAAGCACUUCCUUUGUUAUCUUUUUCAUUCAAGGCUGAAGAAAGUUUAUAUAUCUUUUUAUUAUCUAUCGUGAAUCUGAUUGAUAAUACACGUAUAAUAGCGACUCAUAAGAAAUCAAAAACAGAAAUUGAUCAAUUGGAAUUAACACAAGAAACAGAUACAGUAGAUAAAGAAUCUGUGAAAAUGUAUUCAGAUCAGAGAAAAAAAUCAGUUGAUGGGCCAUUAAUAAUUGAAUAUUCCGAGUGGCAAGAAAGGAUAUUAACCAGAGGUAUUAAAAAAGUGAAAAAUGAUAAUUGUGGAUGGAGGUUCACUGUUGCAGAUGCAUUGGGAAUUCGAAAUGAGCUUAUCGAUCAUGAUAAAUGA
Messenger RNA from Funneliformis geosporum, 3366 nucleotides. Lineage: Eukaryota; Fungi; Glomeromycota; Glomeromycetes; Glomerales; Glomeraceae. The record is from the annotation of a GenBank genome assembly.